AUGGAUAAAACCACCAAGUUUCCACAAGAGGGAAAAAGACCACCGCCGCCGCCGGAGGAGGAAGAGCCCCACUCCCUCCGCGAAUCGAAAAUCCAAGACAAACGUCGAUCAUCAUCGGAGCCCUCGGAAUUCUUCGAGUUCCUCCACGAUUUCAAUUCGGAGAUGACCAAUGCAGAAGACAUAAUCUUCCGCGGAAAGCUCAUGCCCUAUCAAAACCCUCACCCCCAAAUCCUCAAAUCCCUCUCCGCCGACGACGCCUCUCGCUUAUCCAGAACUCAUCGCCGCAGCUCGCUCUCCGCAGCCGCGAGGCCGCGGAGCGCCGCACGGUCUCGGUUGGCCAUGAAACCGGAGGCGGCGGACAUUCACCGGAACUCUUCGAAGAGCUCGGCCAAGUCGGAGGGGUCGUCGAAGGUGAAGCCGAGGUGGUUUGUGAUGAUGUUUGGGCCGCUGAAGCUUCAGCCGGAGAUGGAUCUCCGGGAUAUUAAGAGCAGGCAGGUUCGCCGGAAUACGGGGAGGUUGUUCGCCGGGAUUGACGGCGGCGGCGGAAGGAGUGAUCGGAGGAGCUUUUGGGGUGUUGAUUUGUUGAAGGUGUUGAGUUGCAAGAAUCAUGCAAGUGUGGCUGUCACGGCUUCCAUUGGCCUUGUUCCACAUUUGUAA
Salvia splendens (bonfire salvia) is the source of this 657-nucleotide messenger RNA. RefSeq lists its product as uncharacterized. Lineage: Eukaryota; Viridiplantae; Streptophyta; Magnoliopsida; Lamiales; Lamiaceae. The record is from RefSeq and is a predicted model, not a curated record. The transcript has a single exon. The coding region runs from base 1 to 657 and encodes 218 amino acids.